Messenger RNA from Fusarium fujikuroi IMI 58289, 1134 nucleotides. Its product is annotated as related to Pre-mRNA-splicing factor CWC25. The coding region runs from base 1 to 1134 and encodes 377 amino acids. Gene Ontology annotation, cellular component: U2-type spliceosomal complex. Gene Ontology annotation, biological process: mRNA splicing, via spliceosome. The record is from RefSeq and is a predicted model, not a curated record. The transcript has a single exon. NCBI's taxonomy places the organism in Eukaryota, Fungi, Ascomycota, Sordariomycetes, Hypocreales, Nectriaceae.
AUGGGUGGAGGUGAUCUCAACUUGAAGAAGUCCUUCCAUCCCGCGCUGCGGCGCAAUCAACAGGCCGUCUGGGAUGAAGAGCAAAAGGCCCUCGCCGAGCGCAAGCGAACACAACAGCGUAUCGACGAAAUCAAAGAGGAACUAAAAAAUGAAGAAGUCCAACGAAAGCUCGAGGCUGCAGGAGGGAAGAAGCGCGUUGAUCGCGUUGACUGGAUGUACCAAGGCCCCAACGACGGAGAAGGUGGCACGACAGAAGAAUCAGAAGCCUACUUGCUGGGCAAGCGGCGUAUCGACAACCUUAUCAAGGGCACAGAUCAUAAGAAGUUAGAGAAGGAUGCGGGGGCGGAGAGUUUCAUGGCGCUGCAGAAUGCGAACACUGCGAGGGAUACAGCUGCAAAGAUUCGCGACGAUCCGCUACUGGCUAUCAAGCGACAAGAACAAGCUGCGUACGAAGCCAUGAUGAACGACCCGAUUAAGCGCCGACAAUUACUAUCAUCGAUGGGAAUUGACGAUGAUAAGAAGAAGGAAAAGUCACGGAGGAGAGAAGACCGACACGACAGGCACCGAAGGCGGCAUCGUCAUCGCAGUGCGGAUCCUGAUGAUAGACACCACAGACGGCGACGCUCUGAUUCGCGAUCGCGAAGUCCACGACGUCGCGAUGAUUCAAGAGAAGAUCGGCACAGGCGACGCAGAGACGAUAGUCGAGAUGACCGUUCGCGACGAAGACGCGACGAUUCAGAGGACAGAGAACACAGACGUGAACACCGCUCUCGCCAUGAGCGACCACGCGAUGAGCGGCCCCGCGAAAGUCGAAGGGAAUUCCGAAGAAGCUACACCGACUCUCGCGACCGGCGACCACGAUACAAUGAAGAAGACGAUAAAGUCAAGGAGGAAGAGCGCCAGCGCAAAUUAGCAGCCAUGCAGUCUGCAGCAACAGAGCUCGAUGAAGAUCGCUCAAAGCGUCUUACGGCAUUGGAACAACAGGAGGCAGCACUUCGCGAAGCAGAUGACAAGGCUCGAGAGCGUGGAGGCGAUCGCAGCUUCAUCAACAAGCUGCAUCAACAAGCAAGCCACAAGGGUCUUGCCGACCGUAUGGGCGGAUCGCGCCGUGGAUAUCAAAGAGACGAAGAUUAG